Chara braunii is the source of this 3192-nucleotide messenger RNA. The record is from the annotation of a GenBank genome assembly. NCBI's taxonomy places the organism in Eukaryota, Viridiplantae, Streptophyta, Charophyceae, Charales, Characeae.
CACCGACAUUGUUUACGACCGUCUCCUCUUCUGUAUGUCUAUCCAUGUGUUCGUGUUGUGUAGGGAGUUUAAUGUCGUCGAGUCCUUCGACAAGCAUCGCCAUGACACCCGAGAGGCACAUGCGCUUAACGAAACCCUUUCCACCUUAUGCGAGAUCGUUGCGACAUCAUAACGGUCAAAUGUGGAUCGACGAUGCACCCGAGGACGACUUCGAGGACGACCCAUGGACGACCGUUGUCCCUUACAUGAACCGGCAUCUCGACGAACGGAACGAAAAUGACUGGAAGGCGAUGGAGCGUUCCUUCCCAUGGGCAAGCCAUUACAAGUUUGCCAACAUGUUGGAGUUCGGGAGCCUCAUUGCACUGCCUACUGGUGUCCUCCAUCGAAAGACCCUGGACGAUAAGGGUGAACCGGUCCACUUCCGUACCAGCUUCAAACGUCGCCUCCACUGCGAGUAUAUCACAUCUUCGCCACGAACUUGGGGAAGUUCGCAGAGGCAAGAGUUGGAGGACUGCGCUCGUCAUUGUUCAUUCUUGGAACACUACCCACCCCGUUGCCCGGGGACUUCUCCACAAGCUCUGUCGUACUGUUGUGUGCACUUGACAAAUGACGGAUGUCCUUUCGCCAGAGUGCUAUGUGUGGCUUCUUCAAGCAAAAGCGGGAAACUUGUGGAUGCAGUUGUGCUUGUGUCACGCAACGAGAUGGUGCUUCGCGGAUCCAGGUUCAAGGCGGUCAUGUCUUGCCUAGAUGUAGAUGGGCGGCCAAACUUGGUGAGAGCAGGUCAGCGUGCAGACUUUCCUCUUCUGACGUACUUCGAAAACAUGGUUGACAUUUUGGGCUACAUUGAAAUAAAAGUACCUGAACGACUGACGAUCAUCACAAAGGGAGGAGCGUUUCCUUUUCAAUAUGACAGAAUCUUCAGGAUCGUAGCGGGAGGAGGGACAAUGUUUGUCAUCAUGGUGAGGUUUACUGAUCUCAACAUUUUGGACAUGCGAAUAUAUGAGCGUCGGGGGGAAAAUUGGAUGCGAGGAGAUUUUACAAGAGCUUAUGUAAAAGCUUUAGAAGUUCUUUUCGCCUUGAGACGUGCUGUGCUCGGAGCAGGGGGUGACAUUCAGGGUUUCUCGUUUUCCAUUAUGGAGUUUAAAGGAUACUGUUACGACAACCAAACAAAAGAGCGUCAAGAGGGAAACAGGAUGUUGGGGGAUUUUACAGCACCUUAUCUGCAAGCUGCAGAUGUUCUUGUGUCCUUGAGACGUGCUGUUGUCAUGGCUGGGGGAGACGUUCAAGGUUUCUCGAUUUCCAUUACGGGUUUCGAAGGGUUUCUCAUAAGUGGUGGCCAGAACGAAAACACAGAGGGCCCCGGCAGAGCGACGCCCAGGUGGUGUAUGAAGCGACGGACAGGCGGGACGUGGGAGGAUCUGUGGCAAUGCGACGACGUAAUGGCGGACUACUUCAUGGACAAGAUGCGCACGUCGCGACGUGUGUUCCGAGAGAUCACGAAAGCUUUGUCUCCCUUCCUUCAAAGGCGUGUCACUUUCUAUAGGGAGCCCCUCCAGCCUGACCACAUUGCCGCGUACGCUUUGUACAGGUGGGCGUCGGGGGAGACGUACGAGUGCGGGACAUGCAGCUUCGGCAUUCGCAAAUCUUCUACGUUGGUGGAUGUGCGGGAUGUAACUGCGGCGUUGCGGAGUGCGUACCCCAACAAGAUAUCCUGGCCGACGGGGCUGCAGAAGACGAUCGUCUUGCGCGCUUUCGAUGACAAGGGUUUCCAUAACUGCCAUGGGUGCAUCGAAUGCACCCACAUCUUCAUCGACAAGCCACUGAAUUGCCCCGGGGAGGACUACUACGAUAGAAAAUGGUGUUUCUCUAUCCAGGCGCUGGUCGUUGUCGAUUUGAACUUGCGCAUGCUGGAUGUGUUCAUCAGUUUUCCGGGAAGUUGCCACGACGUGAGGAUCGUGCACCUGUCGAGUUUAUGGGCGUGCGCUGAGGCAGGGGGGGUUUUCACUAGGCCACCUGCUAUGCUGCCUUUCGGUGUGCAGACGAACGGGUAUUUGCUGGGCGACAAUGGUUAUCUCUCCUCUGAAUGGGUAGUCGUCCCCUACGACAGUUUCUCACAGCACCCGUGGGAGUUGCGCUUCGACAACAAGCAGAAGACGGCGAGGGGAGGAGUUGAGAAGGCUUUCGGCAGACUGAAGGGGAUGUGGAGGUUGUUCCUUCGCUCGCACAAGACGAACAUCGAGACGUUGCCACAGCAGCUCGUCGCCGUCUGCAUUCUGCACAACAUACCCAUCGACCAUCACUGUUGUGACGCCCGGCACACGUGGAGUCUUCUGUACUUGGCAACGCCCACGUCGACAGUACCAGUUUUGGCGAUGGCCAUGAAUGGGGAGGUGGGCCGUGACACACUGAGCAAGGUGGAGAGGAUGGCGGUGGCAGCAGCCGUGAAUGCCAUCCUCUUCCAGUGUCAAUUGCAAAGGAGCGAGGGGAGGAUGAGAGCGACCAUUCGCGCACGGCGGAAGAGGAGGCUGCAGUCCAUGAAUGUGGAGGGAGAGGACAGUGGUGCCAUUUGCAACGUCGUGUUGCACGUGUGCUACGCCAUGGGGUGUGGAGCAUUUCCCAGAGCGACGCCCAGGUGGUGUAUGAAGCGACGGACAGGCGGGACGUGGGAGGAUCUGUGGCAAUGCGACGACGUGAUGGCGGACUACUUCAAGGACAAGAUGCGCACGUCGCCACGUGUGUUCCGAGAGAUCACGAAAGCUUUGUCUCCCUUCCUUCAAAGGCGUGUCACUUUCUAUAGGGAGCCCCUCCAGCCUGACCACAUUGCCGCGUACGCUUUGUACAGGUGGGCGUCGGGGGAGACGUACGAGAGCGGGACAUGCAGCUUCGGCAUUUGCAGAUCUUCUGCGUUGGUGGAUGUGCGGGAUGUAACUGCGGCGUUGCUGAGUGCGUACCCCGACAAGAUAUCCUGGCCGACGGGGCUGGAAUGGAGAAUAUCGUCUUGCGCGCUUUCGAUGACAAGGGUUUCCAUAACUGCCAUGGGUGCAUCGAAUGCACCCACAUCUUCAUCGACAAGCCAAUGAAUUGCCCCGGGGAGGACUACUACGAUAGAAAAUGGUGUUUCUCUAUCCAGGCGCUGGUGAACUUGCGCGUGCUGGAUGUGUUCGUCAGUUAUCCGGGAAGUUGCCACGACGU